Molecule: messenger RNA, 2283 nt
Organism: Seriola dumerili (greater amberjack)
Lineage: Eukaryota; Metazoa; Chordata; Actinopteri; Carangiformes; Carangidae
Product: MBT domain-containing protein 1-like
Exons: 18
Coding region: 85-2283 (732 amino acids)
Biological process (GO): regulation of DNA-templated transcription
Cellular component (GO): nucleus
Molecular function (GO): zinc ion binding
Source: RefSeq, a predicted model, not a curated record
UUGAUAUGUCUGCCGCUGGGUUUUAAUGAUUAUUUCUGCGGGUUUUAGUGUUUCAGAGAGACUGUCCUCCCGCGGUCCGGCCUGAUGGAAAACCCCAGAGACCUGGUGGAGCGUCCGUCCAGGAAGCGCCGGGACUCCUUUGGGAUGUUGGACGGUUUGGAGGAGGACCGGAGCAGCUGCAGCACCGAGUCCAGCGGGGGGAGCGGAGCCUCCAGUCCAGAGGACAGCGAGGACGAAGAGUUAGGAGGAGGAGGAGGAGGAGGGGGAGGAGGAGGGGGAGGGGUGACUCAACUCACCCCCACCUCCUCCUCCUCCUCCCUGACACUCAUCAAGACGAAUGGACAGGUGUACACCUAUCCUGACGGGAAGGCGGGCAUGGCGACGUGUGAGAUGUGUGGUAUGGUGGGAGUCAGAGAUGCUUUCUACAGUAAAACCAAACGUUUCUGCAGCGUCUCCUGCUCCAGGAGUUACUCCUCCAACUCCAAGAAGGCCAGCAUCCUCGCCAGACUGCAGGGGAAGCCUCCCACUAAAAAGGCCAAGGUUCUUCAGAAACAGCCUCUGAUGACUAAACUGGCGGCCUACGCCCAGCAUCAAGCCAACCAGCACAGCGGCGUGAAGAAGAGCGUUCCCGUGGAGAUGUUUGACUGGGGUCGUUACCUUGGAGAUGGCGAUGUGAUGGGAGCGCCAGUCAGCUGCUUCAAACAUGUCCCGAUGGGGAGGUCGUGGGGUGACAUCAGCGAAGGUGUUAGGGUCGAAGUCCCAAACACUGACAGUGGUCUGCCCAUGAAGGUUUACUGGAUCGCUGGCAUCAUUAAACUGGCUGGUUUUAAAGCUCUGCUGCGAUACGAAGGUUUCGACAGCGACUCCACCAGAGACUUCUGGUUGAACCUGUGUGUGCCGGACAUCCACCCGGUGGGCUGGUGUGCAGCUGGAGGAAAACCUCUGGUCCCCCCCCAGACUAUCCUUCACAGGUUCACCAACUGGAAAACCUUCCUGAUUAAAAGACUGACGGGAUCCAAAACACUGCCGCCAGACUUCUCCUCCAAGGUGCAGGAGAGCAUGCAGUUUCCCUUUAAGAAGCAGAUGAGGGUGGAGGUGGUGGAUAAGACUCACCUGUGUCGGACUCGGGUCGCUCUGGUGGAACAGGUGAUCGGCGGCCGUCUCCGACUGGUUUACGAGGAGUGCGACGACGGGACGGACGACUUCUGGUGUCACAUGUACAGUCCUCUGAUCCACAGCAUCGGCUGGUCUCGAUCCAUCGGACACCGCUUCAAACGCUCUGAUGUGUCAAAGAAGCUGGACGGGCAGCUGGACGCUCCGGGACAGCUGUUUGCCAAGGUGAAGGAGGUGGAUCAGACCGGCUCGUGGUUCGAGGACGGGAUGAAGCUGGAGGCCAUCGACCCUCUGAACCUGUCGGCCAUCUGUGUGGCCACGGUCAGGAAGGUCCUGGCUGACGGGUAUCUGAUGAUCGGCAUCGACGGUUCAGAGGCGGCGGACGGUUCAGACUGGUUCUGUUACCACUCCAUGUCUCCCUCCAUCUUCCCCGCCGGCUUUUGUGAGAUCAACAACAUCGAGCUGACCCCCCCCAGAGGUUACACCAACCUCCCCUUCAGAUGGUUUGAGUAUCUGAAGGAAACCAAGUCUGUGGCUGCUCCGGUCACCCUCUUCAACAAGGACGUCCCCAACCACGGUUUCCGCCCCGGUAUGAAGCUGGAGGCCGUGGACCUCAUGGAGCCCCGGCUGGUGUGCGUCGCCACGGUGACCCGCAUCGUCCACCGGUUGCUACGGAUACACUUUGACGGCUGGGAGGACGAGUACGACCAGUGGGUGGACUGCGAGUCACCCGACCUGUACCCGGUCGGCUGGUGUCAGCUGACUGGAUACCAGCUGCAGCCUCCUGCUGUUAACGCAGGUUCCAGAGAACUGCAGUCAGCAGCGUCCAAACAGAGGAAGAAGUCCCAGCAGUACAAGGGGCAAAAGAAAAAGAGGAAGUUGCCCGUUGCCAAGCGACCUGUCAGUCUCUCUGGUGCCGUGGUAACAGGCGUCCCCAGGAACCUAUCAGGAGAUGAGAACGAGACUCCGCCAGAUUACCCAUCACCCCCUACACCUGCUUCAGCAGCCCAACCCCUCUCUGCAGACCUAGAGAGCAGCCCUAAUACGGAGGGGGGGGCAGGUUCACAGAUUAAAGAGGAGAACACUGAAGGGACAGAUUUAUGUUCUGAAAGGACUGAAACAGAAACCAACGGAUCCUCUGGAGAUUUCUUCACCAACCAGGACCAGUAG